UUUGCUUGCUAAUGAGCUUAGCCCUCUCUGAGCAGCUUUUAGCCCUGCAGGACAGGUUGUUGUAAUGGGUGCUGGUUAGCUAAAGGAACCAGAGCGGAGGAUCUAACAGCCACAGCUUCACCACUCCUCCGUUCCCCUACCAGGACCUCGACUUGUACCGGCACUGCGGCUGGGACGUCUCUCUCCACUCCCUCCCUCCUCUGCCUCUCUCUAACGCUACCUGACUCCCCUCUCUCUCUCUGUCUCUUUCUCUCCAUCUGUCCCAGAGCACUGACAAACUGCUUUUGUAGCUGCAUCAUCUCUCAGGCAGCUCCCGUCUUUUUCAUCAAUUUGACCCUCUCCCCCCCCGACUUUGUUGCCAAAAUGUAUCGGAACCCGUGGAUCUCGAAUUACCUGACUCAUGUCAAGUUUUGCAGCCAAGGACUCGGGAGUGAGACCCCCAUUAAACUAAGCAACCCCAGAUUGCUACAGAAGAGAGCCUUGAGCUUCCAGAAAGAAUUCUCCUUCGACGAAAAAGACGACCCAGCAAAAAGCACCAAGGAUAUAGAUGUUAGUCUCUUGGCCAAUCUCCCCAAAGUCUCUGAACUGAGGAAACGAUUUGAAGGCAUAACAACAAGCUCAAGUGACUGGGAAAUGAACAGAAAGGAGCGUAUCGCUCGGCGGCUGGAAGGCAUAGAGGGUGAGGUGCAUCCGUCUCUGCUGCCCAGCUUGGUGGCCAACAGGCUUCUGGAGGAGGACACACCAAGAUACACCAGGGCCUCCGACCCCUUUGAGCCCUGUGGUGUUACAGUCCAGCGCUAUGGCAUGGAGGGCUUCGAAAGCCCAGAAAUGCAGGUGAAGGCUCCAGAGCGACAGUCCAGAGCUCGAUGCAGACCUGACCCUCAGUCCUCUGUCCACACUGAGCCUGUCUACACUUCAGGCUCCACCCCCAGCGCCCCAGAGCUGGAGUCCAAGGCCGAACGCAUUGCUCGCUACAAGGCAGAGCGACGCCGGCAACUGGCAGAACGCUACGGCAUCUCUUUAGAUCAGGAGCCAGAGCCGGAGCAACCUCCCCGCUACACUCGGACCCGUAAGGAGUCAGAAGGUUCAGAGAGACGAAACAGAGGGGACUCAGUGGGGGAGGACAGUCGGGACAUCACCCUGAGUUCUCACACCAGCACCUCUGCCACUAGUCCACGGGCAGCACGCUCGGCCUCACAGCACCCCGACCCGGGUUAUGAGACGGGUAGAACCAGGGUGGACUCGUUCUCGGAGAGGGAGAGGCUGAUGAACCUGGAGAAUCAACGCAGAGCUGCUCCUCCCGAGCCUCCGUCCUCGUACAUGGAUGUGACAUCAUUGUCCUCAGCUGCCAGGGCGCCCAACAAGGACUACUCUGUGACAGGGGUUCCACCCAGCUCACCCAAGCUGAGCAGACACACCUCCCUCUCUUCACCGAAACACGGGGCUUCUCCUGGGGACAUAUUCAUCGAGCAGCAGGCCCACAACAUCCUCAGCAGACAGGGUGCGAGGGCGAAACUGAGCACUGAUUGGUUCCUCCAGACUGAUGCUGAGGGCGAUACCCAAUCCCUCAUCAACUGGCCCUCGAGAAUCAGAGUUAGGGAGAGGCUGGCCAGAGAGGAGGGCCGCCAGAGGAGCCCAGAGCUGGGGAAUGAAGCCUCAGUAUACCGCAGACAGUUUCAACACCAGGCCCAAGCCUCCACACGCCACCACACAGACCCACCAGCCACCCAGCUGGUUUACUCCCAUCACCCUCAGGCUCAGCUCAGCCGACCUGGGCCGCAGGGAGGACAAGAAGUUGGCGGUUACCCUAGUUAUCUGUCCAUGGCUUCUGGUCCCACGUCUAGAGGCGGACAGCAGCCAGAGGAGGAGACUGAUGAGACAGAGGAUGUGAAAACAGAGGGUCUUCUGAGGAGCAGGAAGGCGGUGCUGCCUUCUGAGAUCCGCCGCAGGGAGAGGAGCACCGAGGACCCACGGAGAGGAAGAGGAGAAGAGGAACUAGGGAUGUCCAGGGUGCUGAGUGUCAGCCACGCUGAGGCAGAGGAUCCUGCAAGAGGAGGACACAGAAGCAGAGCCAGGUGGGACGACACAGAUCACACAUCCCGUCUGCAAGCAUCAGAAAGCAGGCCCAGAGAGCGGGACAAUGCCAUUUAUAUCCAAAAAGGGAUGGCCGCCACACACAUCCAGCCAAGAGCAGCACAUGCAGGUCCAGGAAGCUCCAGCACAGCCCUGAACCGCUCGGUGUCAGACGCCGGCGAUCCAAGAGGGCCCGGUCACAGAAACCAUGAUCCCCGAGAGGUCAGGGAGGGGGACCAGGACAGCCGGGUGUCUGUGGCCCAGCUCAGACAUUCCUACAUGGAGAGCACUACCACCCCUCCGACUAGCCGCAGGAAUGAGCUUGAGGUUGAAGGGGACUGGGCGCUCGCAGGCUACGAGGCCCUAUGGAGAGGGGAGAGGGACAGGGGGCGCAGGCCCCGGCAAUAUAUCUGUCCCGGGGAGAGUAGAAAGACCUCAGAGAGGUUUAGGACGCAGCCCAUCACUUCUGCUGAGCGCCAGGAGACUAAUAGGUCCUGUGUGAGCUCAGAUCUUGCCUCCACUGAAGCCGAUGAAGAAAAGCUUGAUGAACGGGCCAAGCUAAGCGUAGCAGCCAAGCGCUCUCUCUUCAGGGAAUUGGAGAAGAGUAUUGAUGGCGGAGCUCCAAAACAACGCUCCAGGAAUGCAGCGGUUGACAGGAGACUGAGACGGACACAAGACCGAUCCAGAACUCAGCCCGUCACCACUGAGGAAGUAGUCAUCGCUGCCACCGUCCCCUCUCACGUGCCACACAUGGUGACUGUUCACACUGCUGUAGCACGCGUCCCUAGCCCCACCCUAGUUUGCAGCACUGUCCCGCCAUACAGCCUGCAGGCAUCCUCAAAGCAAAGUGCCGCCUCCCGGGAGCAGGCACGGGAAGCUCGGCAGAUGCAGGAGGCGCGGCAAGCGCAGGAGGUUCGGCAGAUGCAAGAAGCGCGGCAGGUGCAGGAGGUUCGGCGGAUGCAGGAGGCGCGGCAGGUGCAGGAGGUUCAGAAGAUGCAGGAUACUCAGGAGGUCCAGCGCUCUAAGCCAGUGUCCACAGUGGAGGAAAAAGACCAGAGUCAGAGUCAGAGUCAGGAUGAGCCUGACCUCUGCACCCUCAGCCUGGCAGAAAAGAUGGCCCUGUUCAACAGACUGGCUCAGCCUCCAAUCAGGGUUACCCGCACCAGAGGUGACACACGCCAGCGCAGGGCCAACGCUCGUUACCAGACACAACCCAUCACACUGGGAGACAUGGAGCAGGAGCCUUCAGACAUAGACGUCAGGGACGAACAGGAGCUGUGUGACAGCCCGGUAGAGCACCUACAACUCCAAAACAGUACUGGCUCCCACUUCGGCCACCCUUCAACUUCACCACCCCCCUCUGCUCUGAGAGAAGGCACCGUCUCCACUGACCACGCCGGAGACAUCCACAUAACCAGAGCAGCAGCCCGGGUGGAACCCCCUCGCUACCCGGACGGUCCUGCCUGGAGGUCCCUGGGAGAGGACAGAGCUGAUCUGGGAGGAGGGAAGAGGAAGCUGCCCUCUCCUGAGGGAGCAGUCAGACAGGCUGCUCUGCCACAGCCCCAGACUGGAAGAGAGAGGAGGGAGGUGGAGGAGGAGGAGGAGGAGGGGCAGCAGUGGCAGGCCAGAGGGUGGGGAGACAAAGUGGUACAGAGCUCAGAGAGACACAUGCUCCAGGAGAGGCAGGAGGCGUAUCUGAAGGAGGACGGACACAAUCAAGACAGUCAGAGGAGCGGGGCCGUCAGUGGAGCUGCCAGACUCACUGUGGUAACAUCCAGAGCAGUGACUGGUUCGCAGCCUCCAGCAGCAGACAUAGACGGCGUGGUUCAACCUGAAGAGGGAGACGAGAUGAGCGACAUGAUGAUGGCCAGACACAUGUCCAUCAAAGAGAGAGUGGCCUUGUUGAAGAAGAGCGGUGAAGACGACUGGAGGAACAGGAUCAAUAAGAAGCAGGAUGCGGUGAAGGUUGCCGUGGGCGACCAACACGCUCAGCUCUGGGAGGUGGAGCAGAGCUUCAAGAAGAAGGACAAUGAAGCACUGAUGAUGAUCGAUGAUUUUGCUGUGUCCGACCAGCUAUGGGAGCCGGUCUUUGCCUCCACUUUCUCUCCUGAGCCUCCUCUCCUUUCUCCUUCCCCUGAUGAAUCAGCCAGCCAGACCACCAGAUCUCCCAGGCCCAUGCAGGUGGAUGAGAGACACCCCUGGAGACGGAAGAGAAUAGCCGACACUGAGAUGGAGGUCCAGGAAAUCGAGGCCCGCAUGUCCAUCCAGGAGAGGAAACAGUUGAUUGUGGCCCAGGAGGAGGCCUGGAAGACAAAAGGCCACGGAGCCGCCAACGAUUCCACCCAGUUCACCGUGGCUGCACGCAUGAUGAAGAAAGGAUUGGCCUCCCCCUCAGCGCUCCAGUCUCCAGUAUCCUCCAAACCCAAAAACAGCAGCCCUGCCAUCUCCAAACCACAGGAAGAGAUCAAGGCCGUUCCAGAUCUGAACCUGGAGUCGGACUUGAAGCUGGAUAAACUGGAGUCAUUCCUCGGCAAGAUCAACAGUAAAGUGAUUGGACUGCCAGAAGCGACCAUCACUGUCACACAGAAGAAGGUAAAGGAAGUGAUGACCCUCGAAGAUGAAACUUUUUCCAAGUUCUACCGCCAAAUGGAGGAGCUCCCCGUCACCAUAAACAAGGUGACGAUAGACGAAGACUUUGAUGCCAUCUUCGGUCCCCAGGUGCCAAAGCUGACCUCGGAGAUGGUGCAGCACAAGCGAGCGGUGCGCCCGGCGCGUAACGUCCAGUCAUCUAGAAACCCUCUGAAGAUGCUGGCUGCCAGAGAGGACAUCAGACACGAGUACACAGAGCAGAGGCUCAACAUCGGCCUGCUGGAGAGCAAGAGGAUGAAGGCUGAGAAGAUGAAUAAGAACUCUGGGUUCUCUGAUGUGGCUCUUGCUGGUCUGGCCAGCAAAGAGAACUUCAGCAACGUCAACCUGCGCAGCGUCAACAUCUCCGAGCAGAUGUCCAACAACAGCGUGCCUUACAAGAAACUCAUGCUCUUACAGGUCAAAGGCCGCCGGCACGUCCAGACCAGGCUGGUGGAGCCCAGAGCUUCCUCCCUGAACAGUGGCGACUGUUUCCUGCUCAUCACGCCCCAUCACUGCUUCGUCUGGACCGGAGAGUUCGCCAACGUCAUUGAAAAGAACAAGGCUUCAGAGUUGGCAAACUUCAUCCAGAGAAAGAGAGAUCUGGGGUGCCGAGCUAACUACGUCCAGGUCAUCGAGGAGGGUGUCAGCACACACAGCCAUGCUGCCAAGGACUUUUGGAAGAUUCUGGGAGGGCAGUCGAGUUAUCAGUCUGCGGGAACACCAGAUGAAGACGAGCUGUAUGAGGGAGCCAUUGUAGAGACAAACUGUAUUUAUCGCCUGAUGGAUGACAAACUGGUCCCAGAUGAUGAUUUCUGGGCCAAGGUGCCUCGAUGUUCCCUGCUCAACCCCAAGGAGGUUCUGGUGUUUGACUUUGGUAGUGAGAUGUACAUAUGGCACGGAAAAGAAGUCACACUGGCACAGAGGAAGGUGGCCUUCCAGCUGGCCAAACACCUGUGGAACGGCACCUUCGACUACACAAACUGUGACAUCAACCCGCUUGACCCGGGAGAGUGCAACCCACUCAUACCCAAGAAAGGUCAGGGCCGACCUGACUGGGCGGUGUUCGGCAGACUGACUCAACACAAUGAAACCACGCUGUUCAAAGAGAAGUUCCUGGACUGGAGCGACUCCAGGAAAACACCCAGUCCCACAAAAAACAAUGACCAUGCCGCUGAUCAAAAGGAGCAAUCCACCUCUGAUCACCCCCACGCGUACAACGCCUCCCUGAUGCUGCCCGUCCAUCAGGCGCCCAUCUGCACCAAACUGGACGGUUUCAACGUGGGCCGCGGUUACGGUCUGGUGGAGGCUGAGGAGUGGCGUAGCUACGAGAUCACCACGCUGGCGGUGGAGGUGUGGCACAUCCUGGAGUUCGACUACAGCCGCCUGCCGCGCCAGAGCAUCGGCCAGUUUCACGAGGGCGACACGUACGUGAUGAAGUGGAAGUACAUGGUCAGCACUGCAGUUGGAAGGAGACAGAACCCUGAGCAGCAGAAGACAGCAGGAGCUGGGAAGGAGAAGUGCUGCUACUUCUUCUGGCAGGGCCGCAACUCCACGGUCAGCGAGAAGGGAACGUCAGCGCUGAUGACCGUGGAGCUGGACGAGGAGCGAGGAGCACAGGUUCAGGUGCAGCAGGGGAAGGAGCCGCCAUGUUUCCUGCAGUGCUUCAAAGGAGGGAUGGUCAUCCACUCGGGGAAGAGAGAAGAGGAGGAGGAGAACUCCCAAAGUGACUGGCGUCUGUAUUGUGUGCGAGGGGAGGUGGAGGUGGAGGGCCACCUGCUGGAGGUAGCCUGUCACUGCAGCAGUCUGCGCUCCAGAGUCUCGAUGGUGCUGCUGAGCGUUAGCCAGGCCCUCAUCUACCUGUGGCACGGCUGCAAGUCUCAGCCACACACACGGGACGUGGCACGCACCGCCGCCAACAAAAUCAAAGAGCUCUGUCCUCUGGAGACAGGCCUCCACAGCAGCAGCAAGGUGACCAUCAGGGAGUUUGAUGAGGGAGCCGAGCCCACAGGAUUCUGGGAACCUCUCGGGAGGCGGGACAGGAAAACGUACGACUGCAUGCUGCAAGACCCAGGGAGAUUUAACUUCUCACCACGUCUGUACCAGCUGAGCAGCAGCUCAGGGGAGUUUGCAGCUGUGGAGUUUCUGUAUCCUGCCAGGAACCCCAAGGAGGUCAACUCGAUGCCGUUCUUGCAGGAGGACCUUUAUGCAGCCUCACAGCCAGCCCUGUUCCUGGUGGACAACCAUCACGAGGUGUAUCUGUGGCAGGGCUGGUGGCCUCAGGACAGUGAGAGCACCGGCUCAGCCCGAAUCCGCUGGGAUUCAGACAGGAAGUGUGCCAUGGAGACAGUGCUGCAGUACUGUAAAGAAAAGAAUGAGAAGAAACCUCCCAAAGCGUAUCUGAUCCACGCUGGUCUGGAGCCACUCACCUUCACCAACAUGUUCCCCAGCUGGGAGCACAGAGAGGACAUCGCUGAGAUCACUGAGAGGGAGGCAGAGGUGUGUAACCAGAUUAUCCUGGUGGAGGACGUGUUGGCCAGGCUGUGUAAGACCACGUACCCCCUGGCAGAUCUUCUGGCCCGGCCGCUGCCCGAAGGAGUCGACCCUCUCCGUCUAGAGGUCUACCUGUCUGAUGAGGACUUUGAAGGUGUAGGGGCUUAUGGGAAGAAAGCCCUGGACAUGAGCAGAGAGGAGUACGGAGCUUUGCCUGGCUGGAAGCAGGUGAACUUGAAGAAAGCGAAAGGACUUUUCUGAUUGGCUGAUCUGAAGACACCAGGAUGUUGUUCUGUCUCAUGUGUUUACGUCACGUGACGGAGGCUCAGGGGCUGCUCCUCCUGAGUUAACCGACGGAGGGUUGAGGACUGAUGGAGUGAUGAAGGUAUGGAAGAGAUGAUCAGUGAAUGAGAGAUGUGCCAGCUUCUUGCGCUGCAGAUUUCCCUCCCAUCUGCCUUUUUUUUGUGUUUUGGUCGUAGAAGUAGGAGACAAAUGUAGGCGAAUGCACUUCUGAUUAAAUGUGUUCUUUAAAGUCACACUCUAGAAGAUUCAGAUGACGUCCAUAAGCAUGGAGUGCAGGUCCAAGAACUUUACUGAAUUUGAUGUUGAUGUAUGUACAUAUGUACCAUAUGCGCCACAGCCCAGUGCCCGUAUACUGUCAGCCAUGCAGCCAUGUGUUUCACACACUCCACAUCACACUCUCUGCUAUUCCUCUGUUUGUUUGUGCGUUACAAUUAAUUUAUAUUUAUCAAAUCCACAUUUUUUAAAAAAGCUCCAUGAAUAUUCACCGAGCUAAAUUUGAAUGAAUAAACUAUGUAAUUAAUGCGGAGGUUUGUGUCAUAUGUUGAUAAAUAGCAGAUAUUACAGAAUGCUGUACAGUUCACCAUUUGCCAUUUACAAAUCAAGCGAUGCAGCUUUAUUUGGAUGCAUCCAGUUUUUGUUUCAGACGGGAAAAAGGAUACAGGCUCAAUGAAAGGCAAAGACGGCGAUUAUGAAAUGUAUCUGAUUUUUCAGUCAUACGGUGUAUAGUGCCUUGCUUUUGUGUACAGUUUAUAUACAGAUCCUAGUCUGCAUUUUGAAGACUUUUUGUGAUAUAAAGAAAUAUUAGAAAAAUAAACUCUGAAUGUUGGAAAGCCA
Molecule: messenger RNA, 8328 nt
Organism: Plectropomus leopardus (leopard coralgrouper)
Lineage: Eukaryota; Metazoa; Chordata; Actinopteri; Perciformes; Serranidae
Source: RefSeq, a predicted model, not a curated record